Messenger RNA from Stylophora pistillata, 1321 nucleotides. Its product is annotated as 5-cytosine rRNA methyltransferase NSUN4. NCBI's taxonomy places the organism in Eukaryota, Metazoa, Cnidaria, Anthozoa, Scleractinia, Pocilloporidae. Gene Ontology annotation, molecular function: RNA methyltransferase activity. The record is from RefSeq and is a predicted model, not a curated record. Gene Ontology annotation, cellular component: mitochondrial large ribosomal subunit. Gene Ontology annotation, biological process: rRNA methylation.
AGUAAUUUUUUGCUUGUGCGCAGUACUUCUCUUCCCUGUCAACAAAGAACGCCUUGUAAUAUUCUUUCCGAGCAUUAACCAUGUGUACACGAAUCUUGUCACAAAACAGUUCCUAUCGUCGUGUUCUAUGUACUUUUCAUAAAAGAUAUUACAAGAAGAAGUCAUGGAAGCUGCAAAGGAAAAAAGCUUCUUCUCUGGAGAAUUUUCAAACUUUUUAUGCUGAUCAGUUUGGGGAGGAGUGGCCUAUGAUUUUUGAGUCACUCAAGUUUCCAACCCAGCACUGUGCAGUAGUCAACAAGUUUUCUGUGCAUGAGGAAGUACAGGAAAAACUAUCUUGUGUAGCAGCACAGCACCAAAGUGUAGGACCUUUCAUGAGCACCAUUGGUGGAGAUGAACAAAGUCAACCUCAGCUGUCCUGUUACUUUCCGAAUUCUGAGGAAAGUGUUAGAUUUCCUAAGCAGGAAAAGACAAGCAAUGGAUUUUUUGAUUACUAUCUUCUAGAUGCUUCCUCUCUCCUACCUGUUUUAGCUCUUGACAUUUGCCCUGACAAUACAGUGCUUGAUAUGUGUGCUGCUCCAGGAGGUAAAAGUGUUCUGAUAUCACAGUUCCUUUUGAUAAGAGGCUGUCUCGUUGCCAGUGAAGUUGCAAACCAGAGAAGGGCAAAUCUUAUUAAGGUAGUUAAAGACUACAUCCCAAAGAUCUCCAAAACUAAAGACUUGGUGCACGUGCGGAGCUUGACAGGUUUGAAGUAUGGCGAGUACGAACCAAACGCGUAUGACAGGGUUCUUCUUGAUGUGCCGUGUUCUUCUGAGCGACACAACUUGCACACAAACUUUGAGUUUAGUUUUUGGUCAGAAAAACACUCUACAGAAAACGCUAACAUGCAAGGGAAACUUCUUAUGUCCGCGUUACAAACAGUUGUUCCUGGUGGUUUUGUGAUUUAUUCUACUUGCUCCAUGUCGCCGAUAGAAAAUGACGGAGUCAUAGACGAGGUUUUAUCAAAAUGUACUGUGAAAAAGCAGCUCAAAGUUGAAGUUGUAGCCUCACAGUUUGAAAAUAAUUCGCUGGCGAAAAUGUUUGAUUAUAGAAUGACCAAACACGGGGUACUCGUCGUCCCUUCCAAGACUAAGAAUUGGGGUCCGAUGUAUUUUUGUAAACUUCAACGACUGACUAUUUAAUCGAAGAAAAUCUAACCCAGAUCUGAACUCGGAUACUUUCGCUUUCACUGGGUCCAAAUACGUGAUGCUAGAGAACGUGUACGCGAUCAUUCUAAAUACAAAAAAGAUAUGAUUGAGCAUAUUAAACGCAAUGAUUUGACGAA